Messenger RNA from Penicillium olsonii, 4485 nucleotides. NCBI's taxonomy places the organism in Eukaryota, Fungi, Ascomycota, Eurotiomycetes, Eurotiales, Aspergillaceae. The record is from the annotation of a GenBank genome assembly.
AUGGCGCGCGCCGCAGUGAUUCCACAGUCCCCCGCCAAGCGGACGGGACGAACCUCGACACAGUCAACAGCUGCUGCCGACGCGAAGAGGAAAGUACCUCGCAAGGCGACUCCAGCUCCACGAACCGCGACGCCCGCCCUUAAUGUCGACUCUGACGACACAGACGACGAGCUCGGCUUUGUCACAAGUAGCGCGAAACCCCGCGCUCGUCCGGCUGCCCGCCCAGCAACGAAGCCCAAAGCCCCUGCGGCCUCUCGCAGCAAGACUGUUAAAACUGAGCGCGUCGACACUCCAGCAAAGAUCGCGCCUUCGGACAUCGAGACACCGAAGAAACGCGUCGGAAGACCAAGAAAAACUCCGAUUCCAGAGGAGAAAACUGCACCAAAGCCCGAGACUGCUGGUAAAACGCGGGGGCGGCCCAAAGCGACAACAACAGCGCCCAAGGCUGUGGCUCCCGUCAACACCCGGAGAACACGAAUGGCAAGUGAGGCUGCGGAGGAGAUGAAACCGACCAACAUCAAAAUUUCGACAAGCUCCAUCAUGCGCUCAAACAUCCUCCGUGGACCUGCCAAAAAGAAAACAGUAACGUUCCAGGAACUUUCUGCGUCCGAGGAGGAUGAGGAGGAGGAGGAGGAGGAACUGGGUGUGCCCGAAGCUCCAGCUGCCGGUCGCAAAAGGGCAGCGCCCAAGGCUGCGGGCUCUGCAAAGGCUGGCCUUCGCGCGACGCCUGUUCGCAAGCCUGCAGCGAGUGGCACUCGUGGACGGAAGCCGGCUGCAACCAAGAAGGGUGCGGCCAAACCAUUGUCUCCAAAGAAAGACAAGCAAGUGGCCAAAUCUCUAUCAAGCUAUGUUAGCUCCGAUGACGAAGAUGAACUUAACACGAUCAAGGCCGAGAGCUCAAGUCCUGUCAGACUUGUUGUUCAUUCUCCUGCCAAGCAAAAUUUGGAAAACACCGGAUUGAGCUCUCCUGUGCGCAGAGUCAACUUUACACCGAAGAAAGCCGCCAGUCUCAUCGACGAGAAUGGCGAACCCAAAUUACCUACACCGAAACACGGAUCAUCAGGAAUCGGCCUUGGCUCUCCAGUCAGGAAGAUUAACUUCACACCAAAUCGCAGUCAACAUUCUGCUGCCGAUAACGGUCACCUUGCUCUCCCACCUGGUAACUCAAUCAACCUCGGGGAGUCCAAGUUUAUGGGCAGCCCUGCUCGACGGGCUCCGACAUCGUCUCCUUUCAAAUUUAGCCUGAGAGAAACCCCGAAUCGUGCGGGCUCGCUCUUCCUGGACAAUGUGAACUCUGUCUCUGCCCCAGACUUCGCACCUGCAAAUGCCUCCCCACUCAAGAUGUCCCCAAAGAAGGCAAACCUUGGAGCGUCUUUCUCACAGUCAACACAAAAGCCAUCCGAUGCACCAGUACUCGCCCGGACUCCUUUGUUCCAAAGCCCAGCAAAGAGAAUCGCCUCUCCAUUCAAAAGCUCGAUUUUCUCUACCCAUGCCUCAUUCGGUCAGUCUAAGAUUACAGACAGCGAUGGUACCCCGACAAAGGAUCUGGAAGUCGAGGAAACAACCACGCCCAAGUCGUCACCACUGCAAAGACAGCAGCCCGAGGAUACAUACGAAGAAGAAUGUGAUUUGGCUCAGGAUGUAGCUCGAGACAUCUUUAACAUUGAUAUUGAGUUGUCUGGGGAUGAAAAAUCAUCAUCCCCUCCACCCGCUCAGCAAGAGACAGCUGCACCCCAGUCAGACGACGGUCAGGACCUGGACGAUGCUGCUGUUGAGACAGAGGCCGAGGAGUUCACAGAUUCCGAGAACCCACGAAACGCAGAGCUUGAGCAUGAGGUGCUUUACGAAUACGAAGAACCUGAGACGCUCUGCUUCGACGAAAUGGAAGAAGCUAUUCUGGCCCCUGAGGAAUCUGAUGACCAAGCCACACAGACAGACUCAGAGUUUGAGCAUGAGCAAGGAGACAACGAACGGGAUCAUUACGAAUAUGAAGAGCCCGAGUCGUUAUGCUUCGAUGCCAUGGAAGACGCAGAAAUGGAAAUGGCUGGCACACGUUCCCAGGACAUGCCGGAAGAAUUGGUGUCCGAGUCAGAAAGUUUCAUUCAAGACGUCCCAUUUGAAUAUGAAGAAGCUGAGACGCUCUGCUUUGACAUUAUGGAAGACGAAUACCUUGCAGAUGACGACAUGCUUCACCCAAGCAUCGAAACGGUUGACUCAGAAGCUGAAGAUAUGGAUGGUCUCGGAUACGAGGACUCUGACCAAGAAACUCAGCUGGACGAACAUACCCACGGUUCAACUGCAUAUGAAUCUCCCGAUCGGAGUUCGGCACCACUGCAGCACAUUGAGUCAGACGAACUGGAUGUUGAAGAUCAACUCGCUGAUGAGGUCAUGAGCGAUGACAUCCAAGCUGAAGAAAGUGAGCCGAUCUCUGAAACUGGUUGCUACCCGCUUUCUCCACGCCAAGACAGCCAACUAGAGGAUGCCCCAAGCUCGGUUUCAAGGACUCACCCCGCGGUUACUCCAACUAUGAGCUCUCCAAGAACCCGGGAAACCACCCCAGUCUCCACAAAUCGCCCAGGCGACACCGAGAAUGACAAUGACCCCACUCCACGCAUGAAGAAUGUCCCUGCCACUGCUACCCCCAGCCCCAGUCCCAGCCCCUCUGAGGACCAAGUGAGCUACACGCCGGACGCCCAGGCAAGCAGCCCUGCGUUAAUGGUGCCUAUGUCAUCCAAUUCAUCAAUUGCUCCCGAUCAGCACAAAACACCCACCCAAAGCGACGUCGGCUUUACACCAUUGGCACAAAGAUUUGGCCGCUGGGAACAAGACACCCCCUCGCAGAGAAGAUCACUCCGGCCCCGUCGCCGUGGAGUUUUCUCCCUGGUUGGCCCGCUAGAUCGAACCUCGGUUGAAGCCCCCGCCACCCAAAACGGUGUAUCGUAUCCCGACUUAUCAAAAAGCCCCCUGGCAAACAACUCCUCGCUGUUUGCCGAAUUACCUCAUCAACUGCAGAGUGAGGAUACAACUAUGAGACCCGGGCACAGUCAGAAACCACGAACAUCUACAGGACACGAACGCCGUCGGAGCUCUGUUUCGUCAACCAAGCACGCAGAGAUCUUUGAGGAUCCUAUCUCGGAGAAAACCCAACCCCCAAACAAUCGCCGAAGCUUAAACAAGCAACCUAUCCCUGCCGCUCAACCCUUGCAGGAUCAAGAGACUGACGAUAAGGAGAAUUGUGAGCCCGAGAAUCUACCAGUGACACCGAUCAAAUCGCGACCUCAAAUCGAAGAGCUGCGCACGGUUCAUACUGUAUCCAAAGUCCCACUGAAGGGCGAAGGUGAAAUCUCACCUUUGAAGGUAUCCCGCAAGCGAGGACUUUCUCUUUCGGCGACAUCCCCAACCCGCUCCUCUCCCCGUGUUCGCAAGCCUACCGUUAUGGCUCUCAAUGACAGUGUGCCCGUCCUACCCCCUCCACGGAAGGCCCCACGUGUUAGUGGCGGUAGCCCGACACCCAAGCGACGUUCGAUCACGGGUAGACGCAGCAGCGGCCGAGGACCGGUGAUGGCUCCACCUAGUACUUCUGCACCUACUGCCAGCCCUGCCAAGAAGGCUCGUCGCAGCAUCAGCGCCGAGCAAAAGGCCCUGCACGGUGCGGUCGUGCACGUCGAUGUCCACACCACUGAAGGCGAAGAUGCAUCUGGGAUCUUCGUCGAGCUUCUGCAGCAAAUGGGUGCUAGAUGUGUCAAGUCCUGGUCUUGGAAUCCUGGCUCUAGCCUCUCCCCGGUUGAAGGCGCCGAUCCAAAGGACUCGCGAGUUGGUAUUACCCAUGUUGUUUACAAAGACGGUGGCUUGCGCACAUUGGAAAAAGUCAAGAAGGCAAGAGGCCUUGUGAAAUGUGUUGGUGUCGGAUGGGUUCUUGACUGUGAGCGGGAAAGUCAAUGGCUCGACGAAACACCCUACGCGGUUGACAGUUCCAUCAUUCCUCGCGGCGGUGCCAAGCGCCGCAAGAGCAUGGAGCCUCGAGCCCUCAGCAACGUCAACGGAACUCUGGUUCGCAUCUCCGAAUCUCCAGCGCCAUCAGCCAGUGGUCGUCGUAGCGGCGCCGGACAAGGUGCCGUCGAUGGGUUCCGCAAAAUCACCCCUCCUACCCACCAGCCGGAAGUGCCAUCUACUCCUACCAAUCAAUCUUCCUCUUCCAAAUACCAGUUCCCUGCUACACCUGGUUACAACUUCGCCAACCUUGACGCUAUUGGCAUGUCUCCCGCCACGCCGGGAUUCCUUGGAAAUCGAUACAAGCUGGUUCAGCAAUCCUGUCCGCCAAAGCAAAGCAACCGAGGUCUUUUCCCGAGUGCCAAGCCAUCAAAAAUCUCACGGGAUGACGGAGAUGAUGAAGAAUCUAGGCGCCAGCGACGCUUCCGUAUGGAGGCUGCCCGGCGAAAGAGCCUUGUCUACAAGCCCGCUGUUGCUAGCCCGCUUGCUCCUUGA